This is a messenger RNA of Lycium barbarum (goji berry), 2480 nucleotides long. Its product is annotated as importin subunit alpha-like. Gene Ontology annotation, biological process: NLS-bearing protein import into nucleus. Bases 1537 to 2289 code for a protein of 250 amino acids. The record is from RefSeq and is a predicted model, not a curated record. Gene Ontology annotation, cellular component: nucleus. The transcript has 8 exons. Lineage: Eukaryota; Viridiplantae; Streptophyta; Magnoliopsida; Solanales; Solanaceae. Gene Ontology annotation, molecular function: nuclear import signal receptor activity; protein binding.
AUCCAACAAUUUUAGAAGUUGUUGCAACAAUUACUAAAAUUUGUUGCAACAACUAUUGAUAUUUGCCGCAACAACUUCGGAAUUUGUUGCAGCAACUAUUGAUAUUUGCUGCAACAACUACGAAAUUUAUUGCAGCAACUCAGUAUUUUUGUAGUUGUUGCAACAAUUAUUGAACUUGUUGCAGCAACUAUGGAAAUUUGUUGCAACAAUUUACCGAAGUUGUUGAAUUUUCUGUAGAAGGUGAAGUGGAAAGUGAGGUGAAGAAGGUGGACGAGAAGACAGAGCAGAGGGAAAGGAGAUAAACAAAAGUGGUGGCGGAGAAGAAGCCGAAGAUAAUGAUAGUGGAGGAGGGAGAAGAGGAGGAGGUGGUGGUGGCAGCGGCAGCGAUGGACUAGGUGGCAGUGGUGGUAGAGGAGGUGGUGGCAGUGAUAGCGGAGACAGAGGAGGGAGGGGGUGGGGUAAGGGGGAGAGGGGAGGUAGUGACAUUGUGUAAAUAAUAAAAUUUGGGGGCUUUUAAAAUAUGUGUCAUUAACACUAAUCUCAAAAGAGUCACCCCUACCUAAUAAAAAAAAGUAUAAAAUAGAAGUUAGAGUGUGAAAUAGAUAAAGUUGAGGCGUGUAAAUAGAAUUUGGUAAUAACUUUAAGAAGCCUGCCCGCUUGUAUAUGUAAAUAUUUGGGCAAACCAUCAAAGCCCUAAUUUCGGAAGUAGAAUUGAAGGACUCCCAGUUUGGGUUACUCUCUAAGUAAGAAUUUUAGUUGUAUAAUUCAUCAUCCUUUUUGCAGUUUUCCACUUUUUAAAAGGAGGAUGUCGGAGGAUACAUAUUUCAGAAAGAGGAGGAAGAGUUUUGAGAGCUUGUGAAAAGAAGACUAAACCAAACAAUCAUUCUUCUUCUGGUGGUGGUGGUAUCUCUCAACAACUCCAAAAUUUGCUCUCUCAAAUUUGAUAUUCAAUCAAUGGUUUCUCAUCUUGAGUCUGCUGAUAGCGAUAUGCAGUUGUGGUUGAUCAAGAAACUCAGAGAAUUCUUCUCAGGUAUGACUAAGACUGCGCAGGCUGAUUUUGUUUAACUUGCAUAUCACUUACUUGCAAAUUUUUAUUCACAGUUUCAUUUCUAAAAUAGAUAAUCUAGAAUCUGCUGACGUUUAUCUUCUACUUAAAAAUAUUAAACAGACAAAUGAGACAUCGGGUUCAAAAGAUCUCAAAGGUAGAGAGUGAUGUGUUGAUUACUUCUCUACUGUCUUGUGGUCGUAGCUUUCACACUUGCUUUAUCCUUAUGGUUUUGCGUUCAUAGUCUGAAGCUGAUAUGACGUUCAUACACAUUAUAUCUGACUACUUAUCACGCUACAAGCUGCAACCUGUUUUCGUGAUUAAGCAUGAGGUGCUGCAAGUUCUUUUAGACCUUCUGGAAACAGAUAGUGUUUGUGAGAAGGUUGUGGAGGAACUGGGAUAGGUUGCUGUAAAUGGUUUAAGCCAUGAUAAUGCUCUUCGGCAUGGGGCUUUGGAUACUUUGCUGAAUAAGUUGGAAACUGCCUGUUCUAAUGCAGAGAAAACUCACAUUCACUGUAUCAAAGCUUUGUGGAGGCACAAGAGAACCUCCUUUUAAGUUGGUGAGACAAGCAAUCAAAGCUCUUCGUAAACUUAUCGAUGAAAAUGCUAAUCAAAAGGUGCUACGUAAUGCAUGCAGGGCGCUUUCUUACCUUUCUGGUGCAAAAGAUGUGUCCUCCGGUUCAUUUGGUUGGGGUUCUGAUGAAGAGUUCCUCGAUUUUGAUUUUGCAAGCCCCAGUGAGAUUCUUGAUGCCUUCCAUAAGGCGAAUGUUCUUCCGGUGUUAGUCAAGCUCCUCAUGACAUGCAGCACUUAUUCAAUAACCUGCCCUGCCAUCCUUACUGUUCAAUUUCUUAUCAUAGAUGUCGACAAAGAGGAGAUUUGCAUACAUGAGGCUGUAUUUGAGGCUGGUUUAAUAGAUUGUCUGGGCAAAUUGGUUGAAAAGGAAGGAAUAACAAUGGGUAUUGCCGUUGUUGCAAUUGCAAGUGCUAUUGAUGGUAUUGUAGAUGAUGAACAGGAGUCCUGGGCAAAGCGCUACAUAGGUCCUCUGUGUGAUUGUGUUGAGGCCAAUAAUAAAUUAUGGGUUGCGGAGGGUGUAACAGGAAUAGAAAAAAUAUUAAAGCUUGGGGAAGCAAAAAAGGCAAAUACUGUUGGCGGGAAUGUUUAUGCUCAGAUGAUCAAAGAGUUGGGGGAGUUCAAAAAAUUGAAUGAUGAGAAAUUUCAUUACGAGUUAGAAAAUAGAGAGUAGGGGCGUAGGCAGAAGGUUAAGUAACUUGCAUUAUGUUUCUAGUAACCUUUUCCUUGACAUACUUUCCAUCUUUACAUGACAAGAGAUAGCAGAAAAAGGAAAGAGACAAUUUUUGACAAAUCUCUCUAUUAUUAUAUUCAUAUUUCUACUUCUAUCGUAUAAAUGAGAAACAACCACAAGAUGCUUACUAA